AGGAGUUAUUGAGAGCUUGAGGGAUUUUUCUAUAUUUAAACAAAUACUCCACUUUGUUCUCAUUCUCAACCCUCCAUCCCAUUUGUUUUUCAGACUUUAGACCCAUCAUUCGAUACAGAAAACAAAGGAAAGAGAGCAAAUAUGGAAGGAUCUAAGUCCAGGUUUCAGAGAAUUUGUGUCUUCUGUGGGAGCAGUUCAGGCAAGAAAGCUAGCUAUCAAGAAGCAGCUGUUGAGUUAGGCAAGGAACUGGUGGAAAGAAGGAUUGAUUUGGUCUAUGGAGGUGGUAGCGUGGGAUUGAUGGGUCUUGUUUCUCAGGCAGUUCAUGAUGGUGGGCGCCAUGUUCUAGGAGUUAUUCCAAGGACUCUAAUGCCCAGAGAGAUAAUUGGUCAGACUGUUGGGGAAGUAAGAGCAGUUUCUGAUAUGCAUCAAAGGAAAGCUGAGAUGGCACGUCAAGCUGAUGCCUUUAUAGCCCUUCCAGGGGGCUAUGGCACCCUUGAAGAAUUGUUGGAAGUCAUUACAUGGGCGCAGCUUGGUAUUCAUCGCAAACCUGUGGGCCUUUUGAAUGUUGAUGGCUACUAUAAUUCAUUGUUGUCUUUCAUUGACAAAGCCGUUGAUGAGGGCUUUAUAUCUACUACUGCACGGCGCAUUAUCGUUUCUGCACCAGCUGCCAAGCAAUUGGUCAGACAACUUGAGGAAUACGAACCAGAAUACGAUGAAAUAACUUCGAAGCUGGUAUGGGAGGAAGUUGACAGACGAAAUUAUGUGCCUGGAUCAGGAGUAGCUACCUCAUAGCCAUCGGAGUAUAUGCAAAUGGAUCAUUUUGAGCUUUUUGCUUAUUUGGUAUAUACUUACUCGUAUACGGUGUAAAAUACCGUACAUGUGGAGCACAGUGAGUAUGUAGGUGGUUUCGUUUUUGGAACUCGGUCAGCACAUUGUCUCUAUCAAAUGAGAAAAGAAAAUGUAUACGUGUUUGUGGAGAAAGAAAAUGUUUGUUUCUUUCCCUUUUUUGUGAAAACUGAGAAGAAAGGAAUCAGUUCAGUGAAAUAGCUUUUUAUAUA
This is a messenger RNA of Hevea brasiliensis (rubber tree), 1058 nucleotides long. Its product is annotated as cytokinin riboside 5'-monophosphate phosphoribohydrolase LOG7. Lineage: Eukaryota; Viridiplantae; Streptophyta; Magnoliopsida; Malpighiales; Euphorbiaceae. Gene Ontology annotation, molecular function: hydrolase activity, hydrolyzing N-glycosyl compounds. The transcript has 7 exons. Gene Ontology annotation, biological process: cytokinin biosynthetic process. The coding region runs from base 142 to 792 and encodes 216 amino acids. Gene Ontology annotation, cellular component: cytosol; nucleus. The record is from RefSeq and is a predicted model, not a curated record.